AUGAGUAAAUCAUCAAACCGAAUGUCCCAGGGAUCAGCGACAGAAAUAGAUAGAGAUGACGAGAACUAUUGUACAACACCAGAAUUUAUUUACGGUGGGCCAUUUAUUAAAGUAGAGAAACCGUGUCCUUUCUUGAAUACCGCUACACCUAUUAAUCUUCAGUUGCAAGGGAGCUUCAAAAAGAGUUUCGCGUACUACUCGUUAAAAGAACGCAUGCCUGUGAUAUUAACUAAAGUUAUAGACUAUCUUUCAAGGGAAGGGAACAAAAUAAAAUCAGGAAAUGGCGCUUCAGACGAAGACAUACGCAAUUAUAUACAGUACGUAACUAAACUAAAAAACGACUUGGUAACAAAUAAGAAAUACGAUCUUCUCACUGUUGACACUCCUGAAGCCCAAAGAUGGAACAAGUGGAUAGAGAGUUGUGAAACCCAAAACUAUUUCAUGAAUACAUGGGUGUUUACCGAGUGUUAUGUUUAUAGGAGGUUGCGAGAAGGUUGUGAAUCGACAAAAACGUUGGCUAAUUUUGAUCCAUUUGAUGAGCAGAAAGACCAGUCUUUCAACAAUAGUAUGGAGCCAAUGUGUGUAGUUGCUGAAAAACUUAUCAGUAUGCUACCUGAGAGUGAUAAGGAUAAACGGAAAGCUGAUUUUAUCACUUUACUUAAGGUGUGUCUGUGGUCCAACAAAUGUGAUUUAUCGUUAUCUAUGGGCGAACAAGUGACGUUAAAAAACGAGGGUACUGUAAAGAAAACACCCUCUAGAGACAUUCUUGACCCAUUUCAAAUGAUAUUAGAUCUUAAAGACAAGGUGCUAGUAGACGAUUCAGCCAAAAUUGCUGAUUUAGUUGUAUCGAGAGGCGAAAACAUCGCAAAAGCUAUUGAGGGGCCACCGGAAGCCGAACCUGCUGAAGGGGAGGCCCCACCAGAAGUACCCCCAUGUCCAGCCAAGUUCACAAUACCUCAAGAUGUUAUGUUUGAUAUAGUCUGUGAUAAUUCCGGAUAUGAACUCUUCACCGACCUCUGCUUGGCACAUUUCUUGAUUGCACAAAAAAUUGUACAAAAGGUUCGGUUUCACGUGAAAAAGAUCCCUUGGUUCGUGUCUGAUGUUACUCCUAGGGAUUUCAAAUUCGUAAUAAGCUCGUGUGCUCGAGGCAAUUAUAAAAGAGAAAUUCCACCAGACCCUAAACCAGAGCCCGCGGAGGGCGAAGCGCCAACUGAACCGGAUCCCCCGCGCGUCAUCUCCGCGGAUAGUUUGAGGCAAUUGGGAGAGCAAUGGGACAAGUUUGUACAAGAUGGGACUUUCGUGGUUCUUAGUGAUGAUUUUUGGACGUCCCCUCACGUUUACAAAGACAUGAAGCGAUACGACCCAGAUUUGUAUAGAAAGCUACAGUUCGCAGCGGCCAUUUUGUUCAAGGGAGACCUCAACUACAGGAAACUGCUCGGCGAGAAGAAUUGGAAUCCUACCACGGGAUUCGAACCUGCUCUACAAGGUUUCUUGCCUGCGCCGGUAGCUGCACUGCGCACAGUAAAAGCGGAUUUAAUCUGUGGCCUUCCGAAGGGUAAAUGGGAACAAUUAAACGCCCUAGACGCAAAAUGGAUGGAAAAGGGUGACUAUGGAGUAAUUCAAGUCUGCGCCAAGUGCGAGCCGCUAAAAGUGUCGGAUCGUCCCUGUCCGCAAUAUGGCGACACUUGCCGAGGAACUGUUUGCAACUAA
Messenger RNA from Leptosia nina, 1710 nucleotides. The record is from the annotation of a GenBank genome assembly. NCBI's taxonomy places the organism in Eukaryota, Metazoa, Arthropoda, Insecta, Lepidoptera, Pieridae.